This is a messenger RNA of Dissoconium aciculare CBS 342.82, 1098 nucleotides long. RefSeq lists its product as uncharacterized. The coding region runs from base 1 to 1098 and encodes 365 amino acids. NCBI's taxonomy places the organism in Eukaryota, Fungi, Ascomycota, Dothideomycetes, Mycosphaerellales, Dissoconiaceae. The transcript is spliced from 4 exons. The record is from RefSeq and is a predicted model, not a curated record.
AUGAACUGUGACGGACCUUUCUGUCUCGUAUAUUUCACAUCGACACCUCGACCAGAUGCCGCCAUCAACCACACCUGGACACCUUUGAAGGCCGCUGUACAUAUCGUCACGCACAGAAGGAUUCCGGCCAACAGUGGCGAUUUGAGCGGAAAGGAAGCAUAUCACCCGCACUUUCUCCCUUCCAAAAAUCCGGUCAUCUUCACUCACAGCGCUGCUUCAUCGCAGCAGACGCCCGCUGUACGAGAUUCGUGGCGUGAAAUUGAGGACAACACUUGGAUCAUUGGCGGCAAGAUAAAGCUCGUCCGUGGGCCAGCUCCGCUCCUCGAUUCAUCUUGGAUUGAUGACGAUGGCACUUAUUUCACCGCAUUCGAAGCGGACAAGGAAGACAUAGAUGCAGCAAUACAGCACCCGGCUCCGAAGACGCCUUUCAAGCUGGUCUACGAUGCCUGGGAUGCCCACGCCGUUUGGCAAGUCGGCAACGCUUUCGUCAAGAUCACCAUCAUCGCCGGCCCAUUGAUUACAAGGGAAUAUGUCACGCUCGCAGCCGUCCACGCUAUGCUUGGCCUGGGUUUCCGACUUCCAAAUGUGAUCUACCACGACGAGAAGGGAAGCCGUUACUUCUUGAUCAUGAGUAGAGUAGUGGGAGAAAUAUCACACAAGAUAUGGCCUUCAUUGAGCGUCGAUGAGAGGGCAUCUGACAUGGGCGGAGUUGACGGAGGUCAAAUCCCGAAAUAUUACUUGGUGGCAAAGCAGGAGUCCGGCAGCGCAGCCAACUUCGACACUCAACUUCAGCUUGAAACGUGCAAGGCGCUCGGAAUGGACUGCCCAGGUUUUGUUUUCUACUACUGUGAUCUGGGACCGGGAAACAUCCUGCAAGAUCCCGCUGAUGGUUCGAUCGGUGUCAUCGAUUGGGAGUGUGUUGGGUUCUUGCCCCGAGCAUGGAUCUUGACCGAGUUUCGUGUCAGUGGUGGACACGAUUUGGAAGCACCCGGUGAUGGAUACGAUCAAUUCGACUAUAGGGUUCGCCUGAUCAGAAAGCUUCUUCAAAUGGGCUUCGAUCAUGUUGUAGAGCAGUGGUUGUCUCUGGGAAAGUCUUGA